UGUUACUCCAAUCGCCAUCUUGUUGCCAGUGAAGUAAUGUGUUUCUGAUGAAUUUCGGGAGCGCCCUGGAUGUCUUAUGACUGUCUUUGGAAGCCGGUGGAUUAUACUGUGAUUAACCCACUACACAAAUCCGCACCGGGGGCUUGCACACAUUUGACCGGGGACGCGUUUAAUCGGUGUUUAAAAUGAGUAUCGAUACCCUAUUGGAGGCGGCCAGGUAUUUGGAGUGGCAAGCCCAGCAACAACAGAUUACACGUGAAGAGGAGGAGCGGCGAGAGAAGGCUCUUCUGUCCCGUGAGGCCGAGCACAAGCUUUCAGCUCCUGUUAUCCAGUCCGUCCAACUCAAUCAUGUGACCUGGACAGAAGAGCUGAGGCUUGAACCUCAGCGCCAGCAGCAGCAGCAGCCUCCGGUGCCUCCGCCUCCGCUUCCUCCUGCUGUUCCCAUCACCGUCAUCCCCAUCCCGGUGGUCUCUGCCAGCCCUGCAGUUCCUCAAAUUCAGUCCGCCGCUGCCUUGCACACGGCUCCCGCCCUGCCCGUGGUCUCGCCGCUGACCAGCGCUCUGUCCCAAAGCAAAGACACGCUCUCGCCUCCACUGCAGCACCGGCAUCUGAUCGCUCAUGUGAAGGCAGAGACUAACAGUGUAGCUCUGCCCAACAACAGUCCACAAACAGUGCAGACACAGGGCCUCCUGCAGCCCUUUCCAGCCUCCAUCAUCACAGCCCAGCAACACCUGCUGCCCCAGCCCACACUCACCCAGACCCAGCCCACGCCACCACAGGGGCAGCCGGGGCAAUUGGGACAGCCGGCCCGGCCCAAUGGAGCCACAAUGGAGGAUCCUCGAAAUCUUGAUGGGAAGAGGAGACCUGGAGGUUACCAUUCGGAUUCAGGAGACUCGUGGACCACUUUUUACUGUGAACUUCCUACACACAUAGCCGGAACUCGAGAAGUUCAUAACAAGCUGGAAAAGAACAGACGAGCACAUCUGAAAGAAUGUUUUGAGACCCUCAAGAGGAACGUUCCGAAUGUGGAUGAAAAGAAAACCUCCAAUCUGAGUGUCCUGAGAAGUGCCCUCCGCUACAUCCAGACUCUGAAGCGUAAGGAGAAGGAGUACGAGCACGAGAUGGAGCGUUUGGCUCGGGAGAAGAUCGCCACGCAGCAGAGACUGGCAGAGCUGAAGAACGAGCUGAGCCAGUGUAUCGACAUCAUAGAGAUCAACAGGAUACUGAGACAGACUGUCCAGCCUGAAGAUGACCAGGCCUCCACAUCUACAGCUUCAGAAGGUGAAGACAACUUUAGCCAAGACCCUGAAGACGACAUGCUCUCCUCUCCACCCUCGUCUGCUGCACCCAAACCUCCUGUCCCGCUGCCAGCAGAGCCCCGCGCAGCCAUGCCUCCCCCCUCCAUCCUCCCUACACACAUCUCCAUACAGCACAAACCCGUCCUGCCACCCUCCGCUCCACCCCAGCCAGCAGUUCUCACCCCUCAGGCCAUCGCCCCUGCGCCCCCGUCCCAUGUCUUGUCCCCUCCACAACCCACAGUCAUCACCCACGCCUCAGUGUCCCACGCCUCCGUCAUCCACGCUGGACCAAAGCACCUGGCACACAUAGCCCCCUCUAACGGCGGCCAACCAAUCGGACACAUCACUGUGCAUCCCGUUGCACAUCUGUACCCGCAGUCGGUGGCUGUUUCCCAGCCGGCGGUGGUAGGUCACAUCACGCACACACUGGCGCACCAUCCGCAUGCACAGGUCAACGGCACGCCGGUCACAGGCCAACAGGCCACCGUAGUAGGAAAACCAACAGCCGUGGUGGCACACCAUCACCCGGGGCUGGUGGGUCAGACAGUGCUCAAUCCCGUGACAAUGGUGACUGUUCCUCCGUUUCCAGUGAGCACGCUGAAGCUGGCCUGAGAGAACACACACACAUACGCUCAAAGACUUCAGGACUCAUAAAGCCAGAAAAGACGUCGAGCUACACGCUAAAUGCGACUGGAUUGCGUUCAGAAAUGGACCGCUGUCGCUCCUGCGUGUGAGGAAAGGGCUCGCGUGGUGGCCGAUGCAGCGCUGGAAUGAAAUACAUGCACUUGCUUGUCUAAAUUAAUGAAGACGUUGGAUGUCGGUGUAAUGUUAGAGUGGAGUGCUGAAACAAAUCAAUUCUUCCCUUUCUACCCUCCAUGUUUUUCUGUAUGUCAAUGCUUUACAUUCAUUCACCAACAAAAAAAAGCUAAAUCAAAUAUGAGUGUUAAAGGUCAGCAUGUGGAGGAAGAACUGUGUAGCUACAUCAAAAAACUAAAUCAUUGGAUCAACUUAAGCUUGUUACACCUAAAUAAUUAAUUAGUUCACCCAAAAAUGAGUAUUUACUCACCCUCAAGUGGUUCCAUACCUUUGAGUUUCUUUAUUCUUAAAGGAAUAGUUCACCCAAAAAUUAACAUUAACCUAUUUACUCACCCUUGUGCUAAAGUUGUCUGACUUUCUUGUUAAACACUAAAGAAGAUACUUUGAAGAAAGCUGGAAACCUAGAACUAUUGACAUCCAAAGUAGUUGUUUUUCCUAUUGUGGAGAUCAAUAGUUACAGGUGUUCAUCUUUCUUCAAAAUAUCUUCUUUAGUGUUCAACAGAUAAAAGAAACUCAAACUGGUUUGUGACAGUAAAGCAUGUAUAAAAGUGUGACCGAAUUUUCAUUUUUGGGUGUACUAUGCUCAUUAAGUUGGCUUUAAUGAAUUAAGUUUUAGGUGUUGAAGUAGUAGAACUCUUCAAAUGGGGCUUCUCAAUUCAAUCAAAAACAGGUACAUUCAGACUUGAGACAGAUCAGGUUCCUCAAAGUGUCUUGUGAGCAAAUGUAAGUGCCUAUUAAGCCCCAAUUCAAGCCCAGCGGCGCCACCUGCUGCCUACGCACUGCAGUAACAUUGCUGAAACUCAUGAGCGGAGCGCAUCUCUGCUGGAGCAAAACAAACACAGUCUUAAUGAAAAGACCAGUGGGAUGUAAGGAAACUCAACUAACAGACAAAUCAACAGAAAGACCUGUACGCAAAAGUGUACGUUCAAGCAUUUAUAACAGAGUAAGAGCGUCUGCUAUUCAAUAUAACACUUAGGAAUAAUACUUGAUUAACGUUUUAAAAUAGUUUGUUUCUUUAAAUCAACAGCAUUACCAAUGUUCUCGUGCUUGUAGCAACUCAAUGAAAACGAAUGAAGUCUUAGACUACGUUAAGGUGGAUAAAUCUCUAACUUCACCUGUCCAGUGUAGAUCGGUGCUCUCGUGUUCAUUCUGUGUUUAUCACUGCACAGCCAUUCUCAUCAUCAUGUGUGAUUGUGUAAGCUGUUGUGAAGUAGGCGCUUGUUUAUAGGCAUUUUAGGACGUUAAACAUGCUGGGUUUUUGUGUUUCAAACAUUGAAAUCAGGAUAUUAAGCCCCUUUACAUAUAGCAGAGCUUUUCUUAAAGGGACAGUUCACCCCAAAAUGAACAUUUGCUGGUCAGUUACUCACCAUCAGGCUGUUCUUCAGUUGAACAUGAUUGAUUUUUGAAGGAAACUGUGGUUUAUUCAAAUCAAGUCAGUAGUUACCAGCUGUUUGGAAGUCAAAAACGAAAGUGUAUACAUGUAUUUGCUUAAGGCUAAAGUAAAUGAAUAGUUGUGGCUCCUGUUGAUACAUUGAGGUCUUAAUGAAAAGAUACAACUAGACUGUAAAAGAAGCUGAACUCCUGAAUGCAUACAUGACUUGUGUAUGCUGAUUUAUGUGUGUGCAAACUCACUGUGAGUUGAGACUGUGUGAAUGUAAACGAGAGAUUGAAUGAGGGUUAUUUAGGCAUUCAAUUUGACAAAAUAACAUGUAAACAAAAGUAUGUCCUACAUUAUUAUGUAUAAUGUAAACAAUGUUUGGUUUCUUGUCAUAGAUAGUUAGCUUCACAACACCUCAACAUGUUGCUUGGAGCCACAGUUUUCCAUUUUGUUUUGCCUGAAUGUGGCUGUCAAAGUGCUGGUAACCAUUGACUUGUGUCACAAAGUUAGUUUCAGCUAAAAAUCUUCAGUGUUCUAUUGAAGAAGGGAAAAAAAGUAACCUGCUUCUAUAGAAUUGCCUAAUGUUGAGCAAAGUAACAACAAAUCUAAGUUUUGGGGUGAAGAGUCUCUAUAAAGAUGGCCUGUCGUUCUGAAUGCACUCGCUUGGUUGAACCUGCACAAAGUUAGCCAUCUUACCAUUUCUCUAUGUAAACUUGAUGGGUGGAUGGUUGGAUACACCAUGUUGUUGCUUUAUACUGUCACUUUCAAACAGAACACUGUGAUUCCUGCUCCUAACAUCCUCUUCCUGCUGCAAACGCUCCCCAAAUCCAAGGUUUGACUUUUCUGUUUCACUUCCUUUUCCUUAUUUUGGGGACAUCUGUGAAGAGGGAGUGAUACAUGCUGUGCUUCACACUCAGUUAAAAACAAACAAACAAACGAGAGAGAGAAAAAAAGGCUAACCUUUGUGUAAUUUAUUAGUGUUUUUGUUUUUCUAUUUUCAUUUGAAUAUAUGUGUAUGGAUGUAUGUAUAUAUGUGAGAUAUAUGCACGCAUUCACAUAUAUGUGUAUGUAUUUUAGGAUUAUACUGAUGCCUGGUUUUGCAUGUAGAUUGCAGUUUUGGUUUGUUUGUUUAAAUGUUAUUCCCUCCCUUUUUUCAUUUUUUGGGACCAUGUAUCAUACUGUAUGAUGUGGGCGGGACCGUUAGACCUCAUUCUACAUUGAUAUUAUAUAUAAAUAUAUGACAAACUGUGCAUUUUCCCUAUGGAGAAAGUUUAAGUUAUAUAUCGCCUGUACAUUUUGGGCUGCAUUAAGAUUCAAAUUGUCCACCAUGUUUAACUGAAAUAGUAAUAAACUUAUUAAAAAUAUGCUAGAUUACUACAAAAAAAACAAAACAAAAACAAUGACGAUUCAUAAUAAAUCUUAUGACAUUUACAA
Molecule: messenger RNA, 4926 nt
Organism: Danio aesculapii
Lineage: Eukaryota; Metazoa; Chordata; Actinopteri; Cypriniformes; Danionidae
Gene: mntb
Product: MAX network transcriptional repressor b
Exons: 7
Coding region: 186-1910 (574 amino acids)
Biological process (GO): regulation of transcription by RNA polymerase II
Molecular function (GO): RNA polymerase II cis-regulatory region sequence-specific DNA binding; DNA-binding transcription factor activity, RNA polymerase II-specific; protein dimerization activity
Source: RefSeq, a predicted model, not a curated record